UAUCUUCUUCAAUCCUUUAUAUAUAACAUCAUUUUAUCAUUUCUUACUUUCCUUUUUUUUUAAUUUUAUCAUUAAUUCCCUCUCUCCUCAUUCUCUCUCAUUCUCCUCAUUCUUACGUUUUUUUUCAGUUUUUUUUUUAUAUUUUAACUAAUAUGAAAAAUGAACGUUCCAACCGAGAAUUUGAUUCUUCGGAUCCGCUAAAAUCUGUUAAUUCCAAAAAUAUUUUGGACUCGUUUCGUUAUUUUAAAGGAAGAAGAUAUCAUAAUUUGACUGAUGUAACUUAUUUAUUUCCAAACGAUGAUAAAGAAGUUGAAAGAUUACAUUUACAACACAACAUAUGCAGAUUUGUUUGGAAAAAUAAUUUUUCUUCCCCGAUCCAUGAGUUAUUAAAGUCUGGAAAUGCGAAAGUAUUAGAUAUAGGGUGCGGAGCUGGGCACUGGAUAAUAGAUAUGGCAAAAGAAUAUCCACAAGCUACAUUUGUAGGCAUAGAUAUGUCGCCAAUAUUUCCUGAUGUUAAAGAUAUACCAUCAAAUGUCAUUUUCUUACAACUUAAUUUAAAUGAUGGUAUACCGUUUCCCAAUGAAACGUUUGAUUUCGUAUUUCAACGAUUCUUGUGCAAUUGUGUAGUAUUGGAGAAAUGGAAAUUUUAUGUAAAAGAAAUGAUCCGCGUAACUAUUCCAGGUGGGUGGGUAGAAUUCUUCGAAUUUGAAAUUGAUCAUAGUGACAAGCAACUAAUAGAAGCAAUUCAUUCGGGAUUUAAAGCAAAAGGAAUCAAUUCAAGUCCAGAAACCUGUGUUCCCCAAUUUUUAGAAAAAUGCCAAGAAUUGUCGAAAGUUCAUUAUAAAGAAAUAUAUAUUCCAAUAGGAGAUUGGGCAGGACCAUUAGGCACUAUGAUGACGACAUAUGUUUCAAUGAACUUUGAAACAGUUAGAUUAUUACUUACUUCAGCUUGGAGGAUCGAUGAUAAGACGUACGAUUCAGGCUAUGAUGGACAUAAAUUCGAUUUUAACGCAACUAAUACUUAUCUUAAAUCAAUACGAUGGUUUUCUAAAAAAAAUUAAAAAAAAAAAAAA
Rhizophagus irregularis DAOM 181602=DAOM 197198 is the source of this 1073-nucleotide messenger RNA. RefSeq lists its product as uncharacterized. The record is from RefSeq and is a predicted model, not a curated record. NCBI's taxonomy places the organism in Eukaryota, Fungi, Glomeromycota, Glomeromycetes, Glomerales, Glomeraceae.